GCUAUUUGUGGUUCACUUAAUUAUUUAUUCCCGCGUCUAUAAACAUGAUUAAGAUUAUUAUCUGAUUGUUUCCGCUUAUAGUUUAUCGUGAAAUUCGAUUAUGUGCAGUUUUAUGAUUUUGUAAAUGUGUGAGGAUGUCACUUUAAGAAAUCCGACGCGGAACCGUGAACUCGUGUUACACACUCUGGCUAUCGUUUAUUCAGAGCAAGUGCACGCGCCUGAUGCCAAAUCAUAUUGUUGCUGUUGUUACAACAUAACUAAUGUGCAUUUGCAAUGUUCCUCUUCCUUUAUUCUUGAACCAUGAACAGGUCCCUACUCAAGCGAUCCAGAAUAUUAAGAAUGGCUUUCUCAGACACCACUCGGUCGGAAAAAGACGAACCCUUUAUCCUGAGAGCCACCAAAAUCGCAGUGGUCGUCACUCUUUACUGGUUAAUCUCGAUUUCCAUGGUUUUCCUGAACAACUACCUGUUAGACAACAAGGAGCUGGACGCGCCUGUCUUCAUCACAUUUUUCCAGUGUGUUGUUACCGUCGGACUGUGUUGGAUCUUAAAAUUUCUCUCAAAAUUGUGUCCGGGAUUCGUGGAUUUCCCGUCUUUGAAAUUUGAUUUCAGAGUGUCCCGAGAGAUUUUGCCGCUGACUGUCGUGUUCAUCGGCAUGAUCACAUUCAACAACUUGUGCCUAAAAUACGUGGGAGUUGCCUUCUAUACCGUUGGCCGGUCGCUUUCCACGGUGUUUAACGUGCUUUUGUCCUACGCGGUUCUGAAGCAAACCACGUCUCUCUACGCGGUGCUGUGUUGUGGAGUCAUUCUCGGUGGAUUCUGGCUGGGUGUGGACCAAGAAUCUGUGGCAGGUUCCCUUUCUUGGACAGGCGUCGUUUUCGGCGUAGUUGCCAGUCUCUGUGUAUCUCUCAAUGCCAUCUACACGAAAAAAGUGAUGCCGGUGGUGGAUGGAAAUAUCUGGAAGCUCUCCUACUACAACAACCUCAAUGCCAUUGUACUUUUUAUUCCACUUAUUGCCAUUUUAGGCGAACUGAAAAGCGUGUUGGAGUUUAACCGACUGACACAUUUAAAUUUUUGGGGCAUGAUGAUUUUGGGUGGAGUCUUUGGCUUUGCCAUCGGUUACGUCACAGCACUUCAGAUCAAAUUCACCAGUCCAUUGACACACAAUGUGUCUGGCACAGCCAAAUCCUGCGCACAGACCGUGCUGGCGGUCGUCUACUCGGCCUCCAGUAAGAGUGCGCUCUGGUGGACAAGCAAUAUGAUGGUGCUGGUCGGAUCCUCCGCCUACACCUGGGUCAAAGGACUCGAGAUGAAGAAAGUUGAAGUGCCUCCGGAAACAGAGACCACAAGCAGUCUGAAAAGUAAAGAGGAUUCUAUGGUGUGAAAAAUGCUUUUGGAGCAACUUUAUUGUAGAGACUGUCUGUACAGCACAUCUAUAUAAACAUAGGUGUAUUUAUGGGCAUUUGAAUGUUUGAUGUAUAUACACUUACUUUGUGUAAAUGAUAAUUAUUAAAACUUGUUUAACAAAACUCUACUUGUUUGAUAACACGCUAUUUUGAAACUUCAUUACUUUGACCCAGAAUUAAUUGUUAAAGAUGUUGCAAAGACUCUUCCUGUCUAAAGGAGGAUACAAUGUGUCUCUAUUCAGAUGAGGAGUAACCAGAUUGUGUUUCAGAUUAAAAGACAAAGAGAUAGAACAAGAUUAACCUGUUUAUGGUGUGACAGACAGGAGCCUUUAAGUUCAUCUGCAUGCAGCUUGAGUGGAAAUACAUUGUUUGUGUUCCUGUUAUAGGAUACUGGAGCUCAGAUUCUAGCUAAUGUGUGCCUAUGUAGAGUGUAACUGUCACAUAUGCAGUCACAUGGGAAAAUACUUUCAUUGCCUAACCUAAUUGAUGUACAAUCCAUGAUUCCUAGUUUAAUAUUUAUCUAAUGUGUACUGCAGGAGUGUCUGAACCUGUUCCUCUAGGGCCAUUAUCAAGCAGAGUUUAGCUCCAGCCCUUAAUUAAACACACCUUAACCAGCUAAUCAAGAUCUUCAGGAUCACUAGAAACUUGGAGCUAAAGUGGCCUGAAACCAAGGAUCCUUCAAACUGGAAUGGCCUUUGAUGCUGCUUUCAGACAGACCAUGGUAAAAUGUUAAAUGAA
This is a messenger RNA of Cyprinus carpio (common carp), 2143 nucleotides long. Its product is annotated as solute carrier family 35 member C1. Gene Ontology annotation, cellular component: Golgi apparatus. Gene Ontology annotation, molecular function: antiporter activity. NCBI's taxonomy places the organism in Eukaryota, Metazoa, Chordata, Actinopteri, Cypriniformes, Cyprinidae. The record is from RefSeq and is a predicted model, not a curated record. Gene Ontology annotation, biological process: protein O-linked glycosylation via fucose; GDP-fucose import into Golgi lumen.